CAAUCUACUUGGUCACUUCCAAAUUUAAAUUGCCACCUAUGAUUGACAUGGAUAAUAAUAAUAUAUUCCAUUUCCCAAUCAUCAUCCGCCACCUCCCUAUUUCUUAUAUUUUUUCGUCUUUCUAUUCUUCCUUUAUAAACUCUACCCAUCUCCACAUUCACAUUUUCUAUUUUCCCCCUCGCUUGGCAACCCAGAAAAUUACUUUACCUUUUUUUCCUUUUUCCACGGAAGAAUCUAAGAUCAAUGGAAGUUCCUGUUCUAAACAGGAUUACUGAAUUAGGACCAAAUCUGGGAUCGCUUCCCAAUCCCAGUUUUCUCUCUAGAAUUUUCACUUCCGUUUUCCCAUCCCAACAUUUUUGGAAAUGGGCUGCUCUCAUUAUUGCUUUCUUGGCCACAUUUCCCGGAAUAAUCAAUCGUGUUAAGGUUUUUAUCAUCGUCUGUCGUCGGAGAACUAAAACUACGUCGAUUUCCGAACCUCUCUAUCGAUCUCUCCACUUCGGAGACAGCCGUGGUUUAGUUUCAAAGAAUCUCAAAUCUCCUCUGCUUUCAAGCUCUGAAUCGGAGGAUGAGAAUGAGAGGGAUCGGGAACACAACAACGACUCCGAUUUUCGGGUUAAAGGCUCAAGUCUGUUUUCUGGUGAAUUUGACGGUGGCUGUCGUUCUCGUCACCGGCGACGGCCCUGCAACGGUGGAGGCAACGGAGAUUUGUUUUCGUGGCCAUGUUUUGGGUUGGAGAGAAGCGUAGUGAGGCAAUGGGGUGAUGUGAAAUUGAAAUGCGAGUUUGAGGAGCUGAGUGGGAGUAUGAUUUCGUUGUACGACGUGAAUGAAGAGGCGGAGAUUUGUUCAAUUUUGAGCGGCGGAGGUUCGCUGAAAGCGGCGGCAGUAUCGCCGAGAAGAAUGGUGGUGGCUGCCAAUGAGGGUGUUUCGGCGAAUGUAUCACUGAAGCUCUGGGACACGCGUGGCAGAAGCCGGACGCCGGUGGUGGGGAUGGAGUGGGAUUCACCGUCCGGAAAUAUUGUUGAUGUUUAUUACGAGGAUGUAGGAAAUUUGUAUGUUAGAGAUAAUGAAGCGGCCGGAAUAAUGAUAGGCGAUGUCAGAAGAGCUAGUUCAGGGUGGGAGAAAUUGACGGCGGGCGGUGGUGAAGGCUUGUGGGAAGUGGGACAGUAACGCCGUUUAUAGUUUUGUUAGAGAAGUUUGGUGGUAACGACCGUGAGUGGGACGCUUGCUCCAUUGGAACUUUUGUAGAUAUUGAAUUUCCCAGCAUUAAAAAUAAAUUAUUUUAGUGUUGUUCGACAGUGGACUCACGUGGUGGUUGUGAUCAUGUGAAAUUGUGAAUACAGUCAUAAAUCGCUUUUUUUA
This is a messenger RNA of Cucumis sativus (cucumber), 1359 nucleotides long. RefSeq lists its product as uncharacterized. NCBI's taxonomy places the organism in Eukaryota, Viridiplantae, Streptophyta, Magnoliopsida, Cucurbitales, Cucurbitaceae. The record is from RefSeq and is a predicted model, not a curated record. Bases 244 to 1167 code for a protein of 307 amino acids. The transcript has a single exon.